Aspergillus terreus NIH2624 is the source of this 1587-nucleotide messenger RNA. RefSeq lists its product as uncharacterized. The transcript has 2 exons. NCBI's taxonomy places the organism in Eukaryota, Fungi, Ascomycota, Eurotiomycetes, Eurotiales, Aspergillaceae. Gene Ontology annotation, molecular function: guanyl-nucleotide exchange factor activity. Bases 1 to 1587 code for a protein of 528 amino acids. Gene Ontology annotation, cellular component: cytoplasm. The record is from RefSeq and is a predicted model, not a curated record.
AUGCCUCCAAAGAAGAGCGCAUCGAAGGCGUCGGCGAAGCCUACAGCUGCGUCGAAGAACACUUCCUCUUCCAAGACCACCGCACCCAAGGCGCGCGCCGCGAAAACGAGCGCAGCUAGCAAGCCGUCUGUCGCGGAGUCGAAAAAGAGAGCUCCCCGCGCCGCGGCUACGGAAUCUCGGAAGCGCAAGGCGGAAAGCGUCGAGAAGGAAGAGAAAGAAGCUCCGGCUCCUCGUGAACCCAAGAAGGCCCGUGUCGCGAAGCCCCGUCCCGUUGCUGCGCCCAAACCCAAGGUCGUCAUCAACACCGCGCCGACUACGCGAUUGAACGUCUAUGUCUGCGGUGAAGGUAGCUCGGGAGAGCUUGGUCUCGGAGCUGAGAAGAAUGCUGUUGAUGUGAAGCGACCGCGCCUCAACCCUCAUCUGCCGGCCGAUCGCGUCGGUGUCGUCCAGGUCGCAGUUGGUGGCAUGCACUGCGUUGCUCUCACUCACGAUAACAAGAUCCUCACAUGGGGUGUGAAUGAUCAAGGCGCGCUGGGAAGAGACACGAACUGGGAUGGUGGCUACAAGGACAUUGAUGACAACAAAAGCGAUUCAGACUCGGAUGACGAUGACCCUGCUCUCAAUCCUCGCGAGUCGACCCCUACCGCAAUCCCGUCUGAAGCCUUCCCUGAGAACACUGUUUUCGUCCAGGUGGCCGCUGGAGACAGUUCUAGCUUUGCUCUUACAGAUGAUGGACUGGUUUAUGGCUGGGGAACUUUCAGAAGCAAUGACGGUAUUCUCGGUUUCGACGCUACUCACAAGGUCCAAUCAACUCCGAUCCUCAUCCCGUCCCUCAAGAAGAUCAAAUACUUGACCUGCGGCGAUAACCAUGUUCUUGCUUUGAACGACAAGGGGGCUGUCUUCUCCUGGGGAUCCGGUCAGCAGAACCAGCUGGGCCGUCGUAUCAUUGAGCGUAACAGGCUCAACGGCCUCCAGCCCCGCGAAUUCGGUCUGCCUAAGAACAUUGCGCAUAUUGGAUCUGGUGCUUUCCAUUCUUUUGCUGUGCACCAAUCAGGAAAGGUGUAUGCAUGGGGUCUGAACAGCUUUGGAGAGACCGGUAUUAGCUCCAACGCAGGUGAUGACGAGGCGGCCAUCCUUCACCCUGUCGUUGUGGACUCUUUGUCUGGAAAGGAGAUCACUCAGAUCUGUGGCGGUGCUCAUCAUUCCCUGGCUGCCACCAAGGAUGGAAAGUGUCUGGUCUGGGGUCGGUUGGAUGGCUACCAGACCGGUCUGAAGAUCGAUUCCCUUCCUGACAAUGCGGUUAUCAAAGACGAACGGGGUCGGCCUCGUAUCUUGAUUGAACCAACCGCCGUCCCGGGAAUUAAGGCUACUCAUGUAGCAGCAGGCUCUGAUCAUUCCCUUGCGAUCGAUGCCGAGGGCCGGCCCUGGUCUUGGGGUUUCUCCGCCACCUACCAGACGGGUCAAGGCACUUCAGAUGACAUCGAGGUGGCUACCAUCGUCGAGAACACUGCAGUUCGGGGCAAGAAGCUGAACUGGGCCGGCGCUGGUGGACAGUUCUCGGUUUUCACGGAGCCCGCCAACCUCUGA